AGUGCUAACAGCACGCUUAACUUCCUCCCCAAACUUUUAAUUUAGUACACCGAUUGAAAGGAAUUAAAACUUUUAAUUAAUAUUUUGUCUAUUCGUCAUACACAGGUUUUUACUUAUAAAUUAAGAAGAAAAUACGUUGGAGGAGGAGUAUUAUAAGAGAAAAAUGGUCGUUUGAAACAGCUGUCUUCACUUAUGUCUGCUACCCCCUUCGACGUUAAUGAAAUGGUCUGUAGAGGUAUAAAUUCAUGCAGUGAAAACACUAUCAAGCUUUAACUACUUAACACAAAUAUAAAAUUCCGAGAUGCCAUGCGAAGAUGAUUUAUAUGCCGUUAAUCGAUUUGUAUCAUCCAGUUUUAAAUGGUUGGGCUUAAAAAUUGGACGGCAUCCAUUAUACUUCAUAAUCAUUCCUUCACUUUUCACCGCAUUGAUGUGUUUGGGAAUCCUAAGAUUAAAGGUGUUUGAUGAUACUGAAUAUUUAUUUCUUCCACUUGACGGUAAAACCGUAAAAGUCAGAUCGGAAAUAGAAAGAUUAUUUCCAGAAAAUGUCACUGAUUUUGAUGUUUCGCACAUAACGAGAUACCGAGGUAGUGGCGUUAUUAUAGUCACACCCAAAUAUGGAGAAUCUAUGCUAAACCAAUCGAUUUUUGAGGAAUUGACGACGUUAAAUGAAAUAAUUUUCAAUAUAUCUGUUGAAUGGAAAGGAAAAACUCUGACAUACUUAGAUAUAUGUAGAAAAUACAAAGGAAAGUGCAUUAAAAAUGAUAUUUUGUCGCUAAAAGAUAAAAUAGAAAAAAUUAAAAGUAAAAAGUUUAAAAUCAGAUAUCCCAUAGAAAGGAAUUCGUCCAAUAUUGUCAGGCAUAGUUUAAAUUUGGGUGGAGUAUCUACGGAUGAAAACCAAUUUGUAACAGAUUUCAAAGCAGUUCGUUUAAUUUAUUUUGUAAAUUAUAACAAUUCUACUAAUCGAGAAAUUUCCAAACUGUGGGAAGAGAAAUUUCUGAAAAUUGAAUCUCAUUUUACUUUCAAAUAUAUUAAUGUAAUUAAAAUGACCGGAUUAAGUAUCAACAUAGAAACGAAUUAUUUCAUUGAAAACAUUAUAAUUCAUAUUAUCAUCAGCGGAAUCAUAACAACAAUAUUUGUGAUGGUUUCGUGUUUAUCAACGGAUUGGGCAACGAGUAAACCUCUAGUCGGUGUCUGCGGAUGCACCUCUUCUUUGUUUGGAGUUAUAUCAGCCUUUGGUAUUUUACUCAUUUGUGGAAUGAAGUUUAUCGAAAUAAAUAGUCUUAUUCCUUUUAUUGUUUUAGGUAUCGGAUUAGAUGACUCGUUUGUUUUAUUAGCAGCGUGGAGAAGGACUGAUUAUAAAGAUCCAGUAGAGAAAAGACUAAGUUUAGCAUAUUCUGAAGCAGCAGUGUCUAUCACUAUAACGUCAUUAACUAAUAUAAUCUGUUCGUUGAUUGGAUUAACUACUAAUUAUAAAGUAAUUCAGAUUAUGAGUACUUACAUGGCCUUAAGCAUGUUAAUGGAUUAUAUCUUUCAAGUAACGUUUUUUGGUGGAUGCCUUGCAAUUAGUGGUUAUGCCGAAGCUAAAAUUCGACAAUCAGUGUCUUAUUCUCCUGUUAGAUGGAAUAAAAAUUCAGGCUUUCAAGCACUCAUGACGUGUAGUUUUCUUCCGGAAAAGUUCAGAGAAAACAGAACCACGACAAGUUUCUAUAAAGAAAAAUUAGGUAGAAUUAUUUCAUUACCAAUAGUAAAAUUUGCCAUCAUCUGCAUCUUUCUUGCGUAUCUUAGUGGCGCUAUUUAUUCUUUAAAACAUGUACGCACUUCUACCGACUUGAAGAUUUAUUUCUGCAAGAACUCUUACAUGAUUGACUACUUACAGGGCGACGUUAAAUAUUUUUCAAAUUAUCGCGAUAGAAUUCAAUUAUUGAUUAACAGACCAUUAGAUUAUUCAAACCCCGAAGUUCAAGAUAAGAUCGAAAAAUUUAUGAUUCAACUAGAAAAUUCUCCUUACAUGGCUGGAUUAAAUUUCACUAAUUCAUGGUUAAGAUCAUAUUUGAAAUUUAUACAAAACCCGCAUUCAUGGAUAUCUUUUCAUGGUUAUAAUUUGAGUAAUCCUGAAGAUUUUGUGGAUGCUUUGUCUAACGUAUUUUUAAAAAUUAAACAAUUUCAAGCUUUAAGAAAGAAUAUUGUCUUCGGUGCAAAUGGCAAAAAGAUAUUGGCUUCCAGGUUUUUUGUUCAAACGGGUCUACUCGACAGUGUAAGUGCUGAAAAUACAAUGUUUUCUAACAUGUGGAAAUUAACAGAAUCAUCCGAUCUACCCAUUCAGGGUUUUAAUUAUCGAUAUGUUUACUACGAUCAGAUUUUUACGUCGAUUCCUGUUGUAAUUCAAGCAAUAUCUAUUAGUUCUUGUUUAAUUAUUCUAGUGUUUCUAAUUUUCAUUCCCAGCUUAUUUUGUGCAAUAUGUAUUGGUUUCACAAUCGCUUCAAUCGAAGUCAUUGUUAUGGGUUACAUGACAUUGUGGGGAAUAAGUGUAAAUCAAGUAUCUAUGAUAUUGUUAAUAGUUAUAACGGGAUUUUGUACGGAUUAUUCGGCUCACAUAUCGUAUGCGUAUGUAAACAGCAAGAAAAACACUUCGGAUGAGAAAAUUAAGGAUGCUCUACACGCUGCUGGUCACGCUAUCGUACAAGGAUGUCUGUCGACAAUUAUAGGAGUUGCAUUACUGGUAACUGCUCCCUAUGAGUUUUUUGUAAGCGUAUUUAAGAUAUUUUUUAUUGUAAUAACCUCUGCGAUAUUUUACGGUUUAUUUAUUUUACCAGUUUUAUUGUCUUUGUGGGAUGAUUUUCGGUUGUAUUUCAAAUCGUCAAUAAAAAAUUAUUUUAAAUAAUUUA
Molecule: messenger RNA, 2885 nt
Organism: Centruroides sculpturatus (bark scorpion)
Lineage: Eukaryota; Metazoa; Arthropoda; Arachnida; Scorpiones; Buthidae
Product: patched domain-containing protein 3-like
Exons: 5
Coding region: 302-2881 (859 amino acids)
Cellular component (GO): membrane
Source: RefSeq, a predicted model, not a curated record